Molecule: messenger RNA, 1164 nt
Organism: Pyrus x bretschneideri (Chinese white pear)
Lineage: Eukaryota; Viridiplantae; Streptophyta; Magnoliopsida; Rosales; Rosaceae
Product: ras-related protein RABE1c-like
Exons: 9
Coding region: 222-869 (215 amino acids)
Biological process (GO): regulation of exocytosis; protein secretion
Cellular component (GO): plasma membrane
Molecular function (GO): GTPase activity; GTP binding
Source: RefSeq, a predicted model, not a curated record
ACAAGAAACAAAUCCACCUUCCCCUGUACAUCUACAAAGGGGGCUGCUACCGUGCGCACGGUGCGCAGAGGACGAAAGAAAGAAAAGAAGGGUAAAGGAGAAGGAGACGGUGCGCAUUAUUAUUAGCCAACCCACCAUAGUCGGACCAGGAGCUUUGUUAGAGAGAGAUAGUGUUUGGAUUUGAUUGUAUUGGAGUUCUCAUUGAUUAGAUAAAAAAGAAAAUGGCUGCUCCACCGGCAAGGGCUAGAGCCGAUUACGAUUACCUCAUAAAGCUUCUGCUCAUCGGCGACAGCGGUGUUGGUAAGAGUUGCCUUCUUUUGCGUUUCUCAGAUGGUUCCUUCACCACUAGUUUCAUAACUACCAUUGGCAUUGAUUUCAAGAUAAGGACCAUUGAGCUUGAUGGAAAACGAAUUAAGCUCCAAAUUUGGGAUACAGCUGGUCAGGAGAGGUUCCGUACAAUCACUACUGCUUACUAUCGUGGAGCCAUGGGAAUUUUGCUGGUCUAUGAUGUAACCGAUGAAUCAUCUUUCAAUAACAUAAGGAAUUGGAUUCGCAACAUUGAACAGCAUGCAUCAGAUAACGUUAACAAAAUACUUGUAGGGAACAAGGCUGACAUGGAUGAAAGCAAACGGGCUGUGCCUACCUCCAAGGGCCAAGCACUUGCUGAUGAAUAUGGGAUCAAGUUCUUUGAAACGAGUGCAAAGACUAAUCUUAAUGUGGAGCAAGUUUUCUUUUCAAUAGCAAGAGACAUAAAGCAACGGCUUGCAGACACCGACACUAGGGCUGAGCCUACCACAAUCAAGAUCAACCCUGACCAGGGAGCCGGGGCCGGUCAAGCUGCACAAAGAUCAGCUUGCUGCGGUUCUUAAGUUGAUUACAUUGUGAUCGGAGGUGGGCAUAUUGGUGACUUACAAAUGUUUGGAAAGACAAAAAACUAAUUGUACGACAAUACGAUAUGAUGCUGCUUGUAAUCUUCUUUUUUUUUUUCGUGUCAUUCUUUCGAAGCUUAGUGUGUGAAAGGUAGUUUCUUAAGGUUUCAGAAUUUUUUUUUUUUUUUUUUUGGUUGUUUUUACUUUCUUUUUGUGGUAAAGAAUUGACGUGUAACCUGUGGCAGGCACAUUUUUUUACUGCCCAUUCUCCUUCCUAUGCUUGUGACUUCCCUUA